Molecule: messenger RNA, 666 nt
Organism: Eimeria mitis
Lineage: Eukaryota; Apicomplexa; Conoidasida; Eucoccidiorida; Eimeriidae
Exons: 3
Coding region: 1-666 (221 amino acids)
Biological process (GO): microtubule-based movement
Cellular component (GO): dynein complex
Molecular function (GO): minus-end-directed microtubule motor activity; dynein intermediate chain binding; dynein light intermediate chain binding
Source: RefSeq, a predicted model, not a curated record
AUGGAAGACGAGCUGCGGAAUGUGACGCAGUUUUGGAAUGUUGCAGAGUCGAUGCUGCACCAGAUUGAAGAGUACCGAGGGCUUUUGUGGCAGGAAGUCGAUGGAGUCCAGAUAGAGAUUGCCGUAAAAGCCAUGCAGAAAAGCUUGCAAAAGGAUAUAAAGAUGGAUAAGAAGACCGACGCAUACCAAGGACUACUGGCAAUGCUGCGAACGUGGGUGCAAAUUGCACCAUUAAUUACUGAACUCCGUGGGCCGUACAUGCGUGACCGUCACUGGAAUGAGCUACUUGGUCUUGCGCAAAAAUCCCUUGAAAUAUCUGAUGAAACCAAACUUAGUCAAAUCGAAGAUCUUAAUCUCCUAGCGCUGCAGGGAGCUGUUGAAGAGAUUACUGACAAGGUGGGGCGCUACACCUACGCGAAGCAAGAAGAGGCAAUCGAGAAAAAUCUGGUUCUCCUGACGAAUACGUGGGAAGCGGCCUUGUUUGUGCUUACGCCUGCGAGGGAACCUGACGUCAAUUUGUUGUCCCUCUCGGAGGAAAGCAGCGAGCUACUAGAAGAACAGCAGAUGCUGGUUCAAAACAUGAUGGUUUCCAAGUAUGUAUUAAUUCCAUGCUCGAUCGAUAUAAUCCAUGCAGAAUGUUCUGGGCUCAAUAAGGCGGUAUAUUGA